This is a messenger RNA of Alternaria novae-zelandiae, 1074 nucleotides long. RefSeq lists its product as uncharacterized. Lineage: Eukaryota; Fungi; Ascomycota; Dothideomycetes; Pleosporales; Pleosporaceae. Gene Ontology annotation, cellular component: plasma membrane; fungal-type vacuole. The record is from RefSeq and is a predicted model, not a curated record. The transcript is spliced from 3 exons. The coding region runs from base 1 to 1074 and encodes 357 amino acids. Gene Ontology annotation, molecular function: tripeptide transmembrane transporter activity; dipeptide transmembrane transporter activity. Gene Ontology annotation, biological process: transmembrane transport.
AUGCUCGGUCGAGGCGCGGGUCUGCCUGGUCUGAUCAUUGCAAUGGUCCUGAUAGCCCUUGGUGGGGGUGGUGUGAUCAACCCACCUCAGGAGGCAGAUGUCAUUGUACCCGCUGCGAAGGUCCUCAGCUGCGCCGUCCGCAACGGGUGCCGGAUGGACCGCGCAGACCCAGCGUAUCAGCGCCUGGAGAAAUCCAAGGAAGUUCCAUGGAGUAGCCAGUUCGUCGAUGAACUGACACGUGCAUUGGGCGCUUGUCGCGUGCUUCUGGCAUUCAUCGUCUUCUACAUCUGCUUCGACCAAAUGCAGAACAACUUGAUCUCUCAAGCGAGCGAUAUGGAUACUGGUAGUACACCCAACGAUGUCCUUCCCGGCAUGAACCAAGUGGCAUGCAUUAUAGUCAGUCCGUUUGUGGAGUACGUCCUCAACCCCAUGCUAGCCAAGCGGCGCAUAUAUCUGAAGCCAGUCACUCGCAUUGCCAUUGGCUUUUGCUUCGUCGUACUCUCGAUGCUGCACGCAACUCUAGUGCAGCAUUACAUUUAUGCAUCCCCGCCCUGCUUCGACCACCCAACAGACUGCGGAGACCGCCAAUCUGUCGCACAAGAUCGGCCUAAUGUUUGGGUACAAGCACCGCUUUAUUUUCUCAUCGCGACGGGCGAGGUUUUCGCCAUGACGACAGCCAUGGAAUACGCAGAGAAGCACGCACCCAAGGAGAUGAAAGUGCUCGUACAGGCCAUCAACAUGCUCAUUACGGGGAUAGGCUCUGCUAUCGCGCUAGUCAUCGCGGAAGGGGCGCGCGAUCCAUACCUUACUCGAUUCUACGGUAGUCUGGCAGGAGCCAUGGCCCUCACAACCAUCAUUUUCUACGUGGUGUUCCGCAACAACGACAAUGACGACAUUGCUACAUCUCCGCACGGUUCCGCAGAUGUGGAAAAGGGAAACAGAGACGCCACGCCUACACCACCCCUGACAGCUUCACCGUUUCGAUCACGCGAAUCCUACCUGAGCGUUCCCACGACGAUUAAAGACGAGGGCAUCGAAUUGAGAGUGAUUCCACCUUGCAGACUACGACAAUAA